AGGGCUGGUGACCUCACGCUGGGCGGGACUGAGGCCUUUAAACCCGGUCCCUGUGCCUCCGCUGCGCCGGCCUCGCAGCCUCCCACGGCCGUCCGUCCGUCUGUCCGAGAGGUGGGUGGGGCGGUUCCUUCCCGGACUUCAGGAAGGGCACUCACGCAACGGACAAAGCAAACUCCAGCCCGCAGCUGAGGGUCCGCAGCAGGAGAGAAGAUGCGGGCGCCCAUUCCAGAGCCCAACCCUGGAGACCUGAUUGAGAUUUUCCGCCCCUUCUACAGACACUGGGCCGUCUACGUUGGUGAUGGAUAUGUGGUCCACCUGGCCCCCCCAAGUGAAAUCGCGGGCGCGGGGGCCGCCAGCCUCAUGUCCGCCCUGACCGACAAGGCCAUAGUGAAGAAGGAGCUGCUGUAUUUUGUUGCCGGGAAAGACAAGUACCAUGUCAACAACAAGCAUGACCAGAAGUACUCCCCGCUGCCUCCCAGCAAGAUCGUGCAGCGGGCGGAGGAGCUGGUGGGGCAGGAGAUGCUCUACAAGGUGACCAGUGAGAACUGUGAGCACUUCGUGAAUGAGCUGCGCUAUGGAGUCCCCCGCAGCGACCAGGUCAGAGAUGCCAUCAUGGCGGCUGGCAUCGCAGGAGUGGGCUUGGCAGCCGUGGGCCUCAUUGGCGCCGUGAUCUCAAGAAACAAGCGACAAAAGCAAUAAGUUGAAGGGACUGUCCCGACAGCAGUUACUUUAAACAUUAACGGGAUCUUGUUUGGCUAGAGGUUUUGAGGUUUGGUUUAUGGCUUUCAUUCUGUUUUUAUAAUAAGGCAUAUUUUCACAGAAUUAAAUACAGCCCAAUAAAGGAGGAUUUUAUUGGGGGAAAUGCAGCCA
Molecule: messenger RNA, 870 nt
Organism: Myotis davidii
Lineage: Eukaryota; Metazoa; Chordata; Mammalia; Chiroptera; Vespertilionidae
Product: HRAS-like suppressor 3
Exons: 5
Coding region: 211-699 (162 amino acids)
Biological process (GO): N-acylphosphatidylethanolamine metabolic process
Cellular component (GO): cytoplasm
Molecular function (GO): glycerophospholipid phospholipase A1 activity; A2-type glycerophospholipase activity
Source: RefSeq, a predicted model, not a curated record